This is a messenger RNA of Bacillus rossius redtenbacheri, 5597 nucleotides long. RefSeq names its product histone acetyltransferase KAT2A (gene Gcn5). NCBI's taxonomy places the organism in Eukaryota, Metazoa, Arthropoda, Insecta, Phasmatodea, Bacillidae. Gene Ontology annotation, molecular function: histone H3 acetyltransferase activity; protein binding. The coding region runs from base 310 to 2733 and encodes 807 amino acids. The transcript has 15 exons. The record is from RefSeq and is a predicted model, not a curated record. Gene Ontology annotation, biological process: positive regulation of transcription by RNA polymerase II; chromatin remodeling. Gene Ontology annotation, cellular component: ATAC complex; nucleus.
AGUUUUUAAAUCGUAAGGUAAAUUAAAAAGUAUGAUUGAUUAUUGGCUAUUUGGAAUUACUGUUUUGUGUAGGCUUUGUUAUGUUGUCAUUUUAUGUAAAUAAUCCAUUGAUUGUCGAUUGACUGUUGUCAAACUUAAGUCCAGUUUUUUUGCAUUGUAACCUAUUUAUUUCUUAACUAAUUUGAGUUGAACGAGAGUUAAAAGAAAGUGCCGUUAUGUUAUUAAGUGUUAUGGUAUUAAGCGAUACUCAACGGGAGACAGGACCUACGCACAGUUUUACGUUUUCCGACCACUAGAGGACUAGGGGUGAUGGAGCAGUUCAACCCCGGAGCCGCCGACGCGGCCGCCCAGGGCUCCAGCCAGGGGGAAGAGGCGGCCCAGCCCUCGAAGACGAGCUACUCGGAGACCACGUCCCGCCAGAGCAACCUCCAGCGGAUCCAGCAGCGCAAGCAGCAGGUGUACAACUGGCAGCACAGCAAGAAGCUGCUCAAGCUGGCCAUAUACUCUGCGUGCCAGGCUCCUGAAUGCAAGUGUAAUGGUUGGAAAACGCCCAUUCUCCCGGCCAAAGUACCGAGAAUCGACGCGUGUCAGCCUCUCGCCAGCUUCUCGGACCCGUGUCGCAGCUGCACUCACAUAUUAGAGAUGCAUGUAAAUCACUUGGCACCGCUAAACGAGGAUGAAAUAAACAGACUACUUGGCAUGGUCGUUGACGUUGAGAACAUUUUCAUGAGCAUGCAUCGAGAAGAAGACUGCGACACAAAGAGAGUGUAUUAUUACCUCUUCAAGGUUCUGAGGAAGUGUAUUUUAACCAUGACCUAUCCAAAAAUAGAAGGUCCAUUGGGACAGCCUCCAUUUGAAAGGCCAAACAUUGCAAAAGGAGUUCUAAACUUUGUCCUGUACAAAUUCGGGCAUCUAGCGCAAAGGGAUUUCCAAACAAUGCAAGACUUGGCGAAGAUGUUCCUCCAUUGCCUGAACCAUUGGAAUUUCGAAACACCAAGUGCUAGAUGCCAAGUGUCAUCUGCGGAAGAAGUUUCAGCCUACAAGAUUAACUACACUAGGUGGCUGGUGUUCUGCCAUGUGCCUGCGUUCUGCAACUCGCUGCCCCACUUCGACACCACCCUCGUGUUCGGGCGUACGCUGCUGCGGGCGGUGUUCCGCUCCGUGUACACGCAGCUGAUGGACAAGUGCCACAGCGAGAGGGACCGCAUGCCGCCCGAGAAGAGGGUCCUCGUGCUCACCCACUUCCCCAAGUUCUUGUGUGCGCUGGAGGAUGAAAUCUACGCCACGAACUCGCCCAUUUGGGACCCCGAGUUCAAGCAGGUGCCUCCGAGCGCGCUGCACCCCGCGGCGGAGUCCAAGACCCCUGCGGCGGCGAAGCGCGGCGAGUUCGAGAAGAUCACCGUGCACUCUGGAGACAAGGACGCCUUCACCACAAUCAACCUCAGCCCAGGGUUCGGCAAGAAGCAAGUGGGACUGUCCUCAAGUGGCACAGACAAAAGAUCAUCAGCAGCAGAUAGCAUACCAGCCUUGCGAACACCUGACAUGAAAAAAAGAAGACUGGAAACAACAGAAGAUAUCCCAGAAGAGACAGUAGCAGAAAUUAUUGCUACUGUGGAUGCCCCUGCCAAUAUGAUAGGGCCUGAGGCAGUGUUCCCCGAGAACGCGCCGCGCGACGAGGCGGCCAAGCAGGAGGAGGAGCAGGGCGUCAUCGAGUUCCACCUGGUGGGCAACUCCCUGACCAAGCCCGUGUCCCAGCGGACCAUGAUGUGGCUCAUCGGGCUGCAGAACGUCAUCUCGCACCAGCUGCCCAAGAUGCCCAAGGACUACAUCACGCGGCUCGUCUUCGACCCGAAACACAAAACUCUGGCCCUGGUUAAAGACAACCAGCCGAUUGGAGGCAUUUGUUUCCGCACCUUUCCCACGCAAGGCUUCACCGAAAUCGUGUUCAUAGCCGUGACGAGCAACGAGCAGGUGAAAGGCUAUGGCUCGCAUCUCAUGAACCACCUCAAGGAUUACCACAUUAGACAAAACAUCCUUCACUUCCUCACGUUCGCCGAUGAGUUUGCAAUAGGCUACUUUCGAAAGCAGGGCUUCAGCAAGGACAUCAAGCUUCCCCGGCAGAUGUACCAAGGAUACAUCAAAGACUACGAGGGAGCCACCUUGAUGCAUUGUGAGCUGAAUCCGCGGAUUGUGUACACGGAGUUCACUACUGUGGUGCGCAGACAGAAAGAGAUCAUCAAGAAGCUGAUAGAGAUGCGGCAGCAGGAGGUGCAGAAGGUGCACCCGGGGCUGACGUGCUUCCGGGAGGGGAUGAAGGUGAUCCCGGUGGAGAGCAUCCCGGGCAUCCUGGAGACAGGCUGGCGUCCGGUCGCCCGCAACACCCGCGUCACCAAGGUGACGGAGGACUGCGGCGACCCCGACACCUUGGCCAACAUAUUCAGGACGGUCCUCAACAUGAUGAAAACACACGAAUGUGCCUGGCCUUUCAUGAGACCUGUGGAUAAGGAUGAAGUUGUUGACUACUACGACCACAUAAAGUAUCCAAUGGAUCUGAAGACGAUGAAUGAUCGGCUAAAGGCGAAGUACUACACAACGCGGCGGCUGUUUGUGGCGGACAUGACAAGGAUUUUCACCAACUGCCGCCUGUACAACAGCCCCGACACGGAGUACUACCGCUGCGCCACCGUGCUGGAGAAGUUCUUCCAGACGCUCAUGAAGGAGCAUGGCCUGUGAUUGGUCACUCGCAGCUCAAGUGAGAGCCACUGUUGGUUUCUGAUCCAGUGAAACUGUCUUACAUACAUUACAGGCAGUGCUCAUGAUAUUUGAUGUGUUUCCUAAAGAUAUGUUCAAAUUAAUUUGAAAUUGUACAUCAGUGAAAUCACCGUUUUUUUUAUACUACGUAUGCGUCGAGUUCUGUUCUCGGAAAGUUUACUUAGACCCUAAAAUUAAAAAAAUUUAAGUAACAUACCAUAUUUGCCUAAUUAUAAUGCUAUGAUUUUUACCAAAACUGUGGAGUUGCAUUUUAAUCGCAAACUUGUAUCUUGCCAUUGGAAACAACUCAGUGGAAAAAUUACAGGAGCUGCCUCUGAAAUUGGUCACUUACGCCACUUUAGACUGCUGUUGAUUACAGCCUCCUGAACUUUCGCUUAGUUGAAAAACUACAUUCUGCCUGUAAACUGCAUCACUUACGCCACUUUAGUCCACUGCUUCCUGAACCUCCUGCACAGGUGUGACGGAUGGAAGUUGCAGGAUUAAGGGGAGGGUGCAAACUGAGUUUGUUACUGAGUUCUCUCUGCUUCUCUUUUGCUGUGGCUGCUGGCGAAGGCAUUCCCUUACCCUCCUCUUUCCAGGGCCCCCACAUGGCCGGUGCUACUGUUGCUACGGCAACGGGGCCCGCGAGUCUAGGUGGGGGGGGGGGGGGGGCAGUGGGUCUAGGGGCCCCGCAAAGGAAAGAAGAAACUAAUUAAAGCAUUAAAAGUAGAUAAUUUUAAAAUAAAUCAUAGAAAACAAUUAAACAAUCAGGCAUAAUUUUAGUUACCGACGAAAUAUCACACCAGAGUAAUAUGAUUCGGAAUAUGCUGUGCGUACAGAACGUGUCUGAAUCUACAACUGUGAGUAACAAAAACCACCACCAACAUCCGACGUGACACAAUGUUACACUCAUUUAUUUGCCAUUAUUCAACAUAAAUUUACGUUGACAUUCUAAACACUGACUUAAUACUAGUUUCAAUGUAUGUUUGAAAAAUAAUUGUGAUUAAGGUUAAGAAUUAAUAUAACUAAAACAAUAUACAUAGAAGCCAAAAAAAUUAUUAAAUCUUUUUAGUAUAAAAAAAUGGGGGGAGGGGGGGGGGAUCAACAUGACCUCUAGCAAUGGGGCCCACAGAAUGAUGUGGGGGGGCCUGCAUCUUUCACCGUCCCAGACGACCAUUAUCACAACAUUCUUUGCUUUCAGAACAGCCGCCACUUUUGAACUAGUCGUAAAAUAAUUUUUUUUUCUAAAUGUGGCUAGUAAAUAUGUAUGUAAUAAAUUUAAUAAUUUAAAUAAUUUUCAAGUGUUAUGUACGUGAAUUUUGAUUUCCGAUCAAUGAAGUUAUUUCAUGAACUCAUAAUCAAAAAAUUUGGGGUCAAAUUAUAUUCAGAGUCAUAUUAUUUUGGGGUAAAUGUUGUAUAUGUUAAAAUUUGGCAUAUGAUUGUUUCAGGUACCUACUGUAAAACUUCAAUUAUGUAUUUUCAUGUGUUUCUAGCAAGCUGAUGUCUAAAUGUCUGAAUCAUAGGAAAGAGGCGAACUGCCUAUUCUGUAAUAUCUCUGCUGAACAAUUAUGCUCAUUUAUGAAACAGUGUGAGUUCUGCAAUGAUAUUUACCAAUUAUCUGGUAGUAUGUACUGUACAAAGAUUUUUACAACUAUAAAUGUCGUAUUUAAUUUUAUAGACUUUUCAUAGUUAAGAUUUAUUAUGAGAUAGGAGACUGAAGGAUUUGUAUAAAUAUUGUGUUUCUAUGAUAAUAAGUUUAGUAAACACAACCACCUUGAUUCAUGCUUACACAUGUUGGCCAUUGUAUUUUGCAACAUUUUCUCAACUGCAUUAUGAAAAGUCAGUCUAUAAAAGUGGGUUUCUCUGUAUUCAUUAUUUUAUUUUUCUGUAAAAAAAUUUUUAAUUUUUGGGAAUACUUAAUACGUAAAUUUUUUAGUUUUUAGGUUUAGAAUUUUUUUUAAUUUGCAUCUAUUUGUACUUGUUUUGAGGGUAUAAUUGAAAUCCACGUGCAAACUUUGUUAUAAAAUAAUCUGAAGUGUCUAUGUAUAUGAGUAGGUUCCAGUCAUUACUACACUAAUUAUUUCUGAAUUUUUUUUUUAUUAUUAUUAUUUGAAAUAUUUUUAAGAAGAGGCAAUAUCAGUGAGGUACAAUUAUAUGUCCAAAAUGCUGGAGGGCUGUAAUACUAGUAUGGGCAAUAAAAGAGAGACAACACAAGAUCAACAACACAAUAUCAACAAUAAACACUCCAGUUUUCAGUCACCUGGUGGUUUCACCAUGUGGGUGAAAUUCUGAUUGUUGUUUUUACUGUCUUAAAUUUAUUGCUGUUUUUUUUUUUUCACAUCAUUUUUAUUAUAUGAAGGUUCUCUUUUGUUUAAAAAAAACUGUGUUGUGUCCAUUCCAUGUUAGAUUUUAUUUUAAGUAAAAUGUUACGUUUUCUUUUCAUGAUUAGUUUACAUUACUUAUAUGUUUAUGUGUGCAUGUAUGUGCUUGUUUUUAAUUUAAAGCUUAUUGAAAUAUUUCUUUAAAAUUUUCUUCAAAUUGCAUGAUUUUGCACAGAAGCAUAAAAUAAUGGAUAUGUAUUUGCCUUUCACCACUUAAGAUGUUGAACAUAGAGCAUAUAGGUAAUAUUAACUGUGCACAGUGUUUGUUUUUAGCUAUAUAACAUCACUCUACUUAAAUUCAAAGGAUGAAAUGUUGGUUGUGUUUUCCAUACAUAUAAUGCAUGGAGUUUGUACAAUAAUCCUUGGUAACUAUGUUCAUUAGGAUAUAUGUUGUUUGUAUGAACGAUGUGAUGUAAAAAAAAUGUAAAUAGAUUACAGUAGCAAUAUAUGAACUUUAAAUUAUAA